UAUAAUGGGCAGAAAGAAAAUUCCAAUAGCUAAAAUUGAAGACAGACAAUAAAGAAAUGUAAGUUCUUAAACGUAGAAUAGAUUACAUUUCACAAAAGAAAGAUAGGAUUACUGAAGAAAGCAUACGAGUUGGCUUCUUUGUGUGGUGUGUAGAUUUAUAUGGUUUUCAAUGAUUUAUGUAAGAAAUAAGCUAUUCUUCAUUAUUUUAGAGGGGAAUGCCAUUCAUUUUAGAACUGAGGAGUUAAAUUAGAUAGAAAACAAUGAAAAGAAGAAGUAUUUAUUGACUCCAAAGGAUGUAUAUAAUUCAUUUCUACACCAGUACCCAAAAUUCAUUACUCGAUCAAAGACUAAAGUUAAUGCCCAGCUUAAAGAUCUGCCUAUCACUCCGUUAAAAUUAAUCACAGACCUUAUGAUAAACGAGGAGCCAUUAUAUUCUCGAUAUUCAGUUAUAAGUAGACAAUUUUUCCCAAUACCUCCGCCGAAAAGCAAUAAACCUAAGAAUGAAAAUAACACAUGAAUAAUAA
Paramecium octaurelia is the source of this 524-nucleotide messenger RNA. The record is from the annotation of a GenBank genome assembly. NCBI's taxonomy places the organism in Eukaryota, Ciliophora, Oligohymenophorea, Peniculida, Parameciidae.